GAUAUUUAGCCCUUUUUACCGGGGGAUCCCCCUCGAAACGAGAUCGGGCUAGUUUUGAGUAGCAAAUGGGCGGGUUUUGUUGUGAAAACCUGGCAACCCUGCUCUUUACCCACAGUUCUGUGCGCCGGAGGCGCUGCGUGCGUGAGGAAGAUGGCGGACUCCUCGGUCGAAAUCAUUGAAGGCUGCCGGCUUCCCGUGCUGCGGAAAAACCAGGAGAAUGAAGACGAGUGGCCGUUGGCUGAGAUCCUCAGUGUGAAAGACCCCCCUGGGCGGAAGCUUUAUUAUGUGCACUAUAUAGACUUCAAUAAGCGACUGGACGAGUGGGUGACUCCUGACCGCCUGGACUUGAAGAAGCUCCAGUUUCCCAAGAAGGAGGCAAAGACCCCAACGAAGAACGGCCUGUCAUCCGUCCCCGGGUCCCCAGAGAGAGAUGUGAGGAAGAGUCUAGACCUGUGCGUUCCGGCUGCUUCAGCUCCUUCGAGAGGCAAGACCCUGCCCACACCGAAGAGGAAAGCAGAGUCUGUGUGUUUGGCCACACAAGUGAGCGCAGCAGUGACUCCAGGGCCUUCUGCAGAGGAGAGCCAGGCCUCGGUGUAUCCAGCCCUGAGAGACUCGUCCUUCAGCAUCCAGCCGCUCGCCGCUCUCAGCACAAAUGGCACCACACGUCGACUUAUUCCUCUGCCGCCGGGAAGAAAAAGGAAAACUUGUGGCGGGACGGACGAGAUGGUAAAGGUGUUCCAGAAUAACGACCCUCGCUGCUCCACCAUCUAUAUGCCGCCAGGAGAGGAUUCCCAGGACAGCUCCGAUGGCAUCCCGUCAGCCCCUCGCAUGACCGGCAGUCUGGUGUCGGACCGCAGUCACGAUGACAUCGUCACACGCAUGAAGAACAUCGAGUGCAUCGAGCUGGGCCGGCACAGGCUGAAGCCAUGGUACUUCUCUCCGUACCCGCAGGAGCUCACCGGACUCCCCAUCCUCUACCUGUGCGAAUACUGCCUCAAGUACCUCAAGAGCCUCAAGUGUCUGCAGAGGCACCUGACGAAAUGCAACCUCCGACACCCGCCAGGAAACGAGAUCUAUCGUAAAGGAACUAUAUCCUUUUUUGAGAUUGAUGGCAGGAAAAACAAGUCAUAUUCCCAAAACUUGUGUUUAUUGGCCAAAUGCUUCCUGGACCACAAGACCCUGUACUAUGACACGGAUCCUUUCCUCUUCUAUGUUAUGACCGAGUAUGACUCGAAGGGUUUCCACAUAGUCGGCUACUUCUCCAAGGAAAAGGAAUCAACAGAAGACUAUAAUGUGGCCUGCAUUUUGACUUUGCCGCCUUACCAGAGAAGAGGCUACGGCAAACUACUGAUUGAGUUUAGUUAUGAGCUCUCGAAAGUGGAAGGGAAGACAGGCACUCCAGAGAAGCCUCUGUCUGAUCUGGGUCUGCUCUCCUACCGCUCUUACUGGACGCAGACGAUCCUGGAGAUCCUCAUGAACCUCGAGCCAGAGGAUGGAGAACGGCCACAGAUCACCAUCAAUGAAAUCAGUGAGAUCACCAGUGUCAAGAAAGAAGAUGUGAUAUCAACUCUUCAGUACCUCAACCUCAUCAAUUAUUAUAAGGGUCAGUAUAUCCUCACAUUAUCAGAGGACAUCGUGGAGGGGCAUGAGCGGGCCAUGCAGAAGCGGCACCUCCGUAUCGACUCCAAAUGCUUGCAUUUCACUCCUAAAGACUGGAGCAAGAGGGGCAAGUGGUGACGACCGGCCACUCGCAGACAGACGCGACCUGUGGAGGAGGACAAACACAGCUCAGUGACUCCAGUCUUACAAAAUCCAUCUGUCAAACUCGUGUCCGUCUGUUGCUCGUCUGUAGAACGGAGGAAUGUCUUUUAAAUGGAAGCGUCUCUCCCACCAUUUCUCUAUUGCCUCCUAAAUAUCAGUGUUCAUGGUUAAUGCCAUGUUUUAUCUCUGAAGUGACGUGGUCCUGUCCGUUUUCAGGGCAGAGCUGGUGACAGGAUACGUAUAAUUUGGUGCAUAUAGCUGUUUAUUAUAUAUAGGUUAUUAUAGAUUGGCACAGUGGCUAAGAGCACACAUUGCUUCUCAUUUAUAUCAUACGUUUGAUGUACAGCAUCCUUUGUAAAUAUAUUUUUCCCUCCAGAUUUCUGUGUGAUUCUGUUAAUAGUGGAAGCGCCCGCUAGUGACUGUGACGGCAACGGUUAUGCAUGUCAUUCCUCUGACUUUUUAUUUUUGAAUGUAAACCAGCUAAACUGUUUGCACAAAAUUGGUGUCUUUUAGGUAAAUGAAAAAAAAAAUCUUCUGUAUAGUUAGAACUGAGAUUGUAGCUUUAAAGAUACAGUUUUAUAUAAUUUAAAAUACUUGCCUGAAGAUAUUUUCUGUUUUAUAAUUGGUUUAACCCUCUGGUGCUGAAAAAGUUACGUUUUGACUCAACUGGGAUGGAAAGAAGCAUGAUGAUGUUUGAGGAGCUUGCUCUCUGAGCACAAUUGUGGAUAUAAUAUAAAAUGCUAAAUGGUUGUAGUGGUCACACUUGUACGGUUCAUGAUCAUAAAUGACUGUCAUAAGAAAUGAAUCAUGCACGAUGAAGAAAAACACACAGUGGGCUUACAAACGUGGUUCAACUAAAAUAUCAACAGUGCAAAAUAGCCACACACACACAGCAAAUAUUUGAAAUAAAGAUUGCACAAAUCACAACAUAUUUUGGCGACAGAUACCCAAAAGUGAGCUAAAUCCCCCAAAACCUUCUUUUGGUCACGUCCUAAUUUGUAAUAACUGGACAUCUUUGUGUCUAUUUUACACCCUUGAUGUUUUAGAGUUUCACCCAUUCAAGCUGUGUGCCUUUUUCUAGCAUUGUGGCAGAAUUAUUGAUUUAACUUCACAAGUUUGCUAUUUGUAACAGUCACACCAGAAUUGAAUUGAAACAUUUUGCUGCUGUUGCUGUUUUUCCUCAUUGUGACUGAUUUGUAGAUUGUGCAUAAAAUACGUAAAAUGUAAAUGUUUCUGGUUGCUAUCAACCAAAGACUGCAUUGUUUCCUGAAGCCAGCAGAUGGCGCUGUAAGCUUGGGCCCGCUAUCGCUGCUCGCAGGUAUGGCUAGAGACCAGACACUGACAGUGUGCUUUAUGUUCAGCUGAAGAGGCUGAUCACAUGGAUGUGACGCCUGUUUGUGCCACUUACAGCAUUCUUUGAAAUCAUCCUCUUAUAUUUCCCCAAAUUGCUUCAGCCUUGGUCUGAAUAAUGACAAGACUAAUGUAAAACUGCAAUAGCAAGAGUUGUUGGUUAGACAAAGGCAAAGCUUAGGAAAUGCUCUGCCCCUAUUUCACUAAAGUGGCAGGAUAACCACAAAUGGUAAAUAUAUUGUUCUCAUCAAGCCAAACAGCUUUAAACAUCACAGUCAUUAGCUCUGGCCAACAGGGACUUGGCUUCAGACUGAUUGUAUUAUUAUUCCAGGACUUUGAAGGUGCUAUAUAUUAAAAUAAUUUCGCCACGGCAAAGAAAAGGAGGACAUGAAGUGUUUCACAUCUUCUAAGUGCAUUGUCUAAUUAAGAUUAAAUUUGUGUUGUCAUUUUGGUCAAACUUUCAGAGAAGAAUUGUAAACUGCUACCAUUUUAAGUAGCCUAUGUCACUUUUAUGCUGAUAUUUAGUGUAUAUACAACAGCAGUCACAGUGUAGUCUAAUGCCGAAAGCAUGUCUUCAUGUAAAAUAAACCAUACGUCUUCAUGCUCGAAUCUACUGUAAAUGUACAUUUUAAAUGUAAAAGUGCUGUGAAUUGGGUGGAACAUAUGCCAUCCUUCUUCCUAAAUCUGUAAAUUGUUGUUGUUGUAUAGUCAUAUUGAAUGGAUUCUAUAAAAAACUGUAUAGAGUCCA
Messenger RNA from Sinocyclocheilus anshuiensis, 3859 nucleotides. RefSeq names its product histone acetyltransferase KAT5-like. The transcript is spliced from 15 exons. Bases 151 to 1737 code for a protein of 528 amino acids. The record is from RefSeq and is a predicted model, not a curated record. Lineage: Eukaryota; Metazoa; Chordata; Actinopteri; Cypriniformes; Cyprinidae. Gene Ontology annotation, biological process: double-strand break repair via homologous recombination; regulation of DNA-templated transcription. Gene Ontology annotation, molecular function: histone H4K16 acetyltransferase activity. Gene Ontology annotation, cellular component: NuA4 histone acetyltransferase complex.